GGGCCGGCGCGGGAGGCGGAAGUGCCGCGGGCCGCCGCCUCCGUCCCGGCUGCUGCCCCCGCCGGUUACAUAACUCGUUGCGGGGCCCCGCGCGGCCCGUCCUCCCGGCUCCCGGCCGCCCCAGGAUGCGCUGAGCUCCACGGCACCCUCCGCUGCCGCCGGCUCCCGCCCGAGGUGUGAAUGACAGAGGUGGUGCCGUCCAGCGCCCUCAGCGAGGUCAGCCUGCGUCUGCUGUGCCAUGAUGACUUAGACACGGUGAAGCACCUGUGUGGAGACUGGUUCCCCAUCGAGUACCCAGACUCAUGGUAUCGGGACAUCACCUCCAACAAGAAGUUCUUCUCCCUUGCUGCCACGUACCGGGGUGCCAUCGUGGGAAUGAUAGUGGCUGAAAUCAAGAAUCGGACCAAGAUACACAAAGAGGAUGGAGAUAUUCUAGCCUCCAAUUUCUCUGUGGACACCCAAGUUGCGUACAUUCUCAGCCUGGGCGUGGUGAAGGAGUUCAGGAAGCACGGCAUCGGUUCCCUGUUACUCGAGAGCCUGAAGGACCACAUCUCCAGCACGGCCCAGGACCACUGCAAAGCCAUCUACCUGCACGUGCUCACCACCAACAACACGGCGAUAACCUUCUACGAGAACAGGGACUUCAAGCAGCACCACUACCUGCCCUACUACUACUCCAUCCGGGGGGUGCUCAAGGAUGGCUUCACCUAUGUUCUCUACAUCAAUGGCGGCCACCCUCCCUGGACAAUCUUAGACUACAUCCAGCACCUGGGCUCGGCGCUGGCCAACCUGAGCCCCUGUUCCAUCCCGCACCGACUCUACCGGCAGGCGCACAGCCUGCUCUGCAGCUUCCUGCCAUGGUCCAGCAUCUCCUCCAAGGGCGGCCUCGAGUACAGCCGGACCAUGUGAGGCCAGCCGGGCAGCCUCCGCCAGGCCCCGGUCCGAGGGGCCCCACGCGCGCCUGCCCUGCCAUCUGACAGGGCAGAUGUUCUACGGGCCCGGGGGCAGCACAUGGCGGGGUGCGCCCGGUCCCCGACA
Messenger RNA from Sorex araneus (European shrew), 1038 nucleotides. RefSeq names its product N-alpha-acetyltransferase 60, NatF catalytic subunit (gene NAA60). Gene Ontology annotation, cellular component: Golgi membrane. The record is from RefSeq and is a predicted model, not a curated record. Gene Ontology annotation, biological process: N-terminal peptidyl-methionine acetylation. Gene Ontology annotation, molecular function: histone acetyltransferase activity; protein-N-terminal amino-acid acetyltransferase activity. The coding region runs from base 181 to 909 and encodes 242 amino acids. The transcript has 6 exons. NCBI's taxonomy places the organism in Eukaryota, Metazoa, Chordata, Mammalia, Eulipotyphla, Soricidae.